Molecule: messenger RNA, 1455 nt
Organism: Phaedon cochleariae (mustard beetle)
Lineage: Eukaryota; Metazoa; Arthropoda; Insecta; Coleoptera; Chrysomelidae
Source: the annotation of a GenBank genome assembly
AACGUUUCAUCUAUGAUGUCGGACUUUUCCAGUGCUCCAUCGCCUUGGCUAAUAUGGAAAACAAGGAGAUAUGUGGUGGCCUUCCUCGGUUUUUUUGGAUUCUUCACCUGCUACGCUCUACGAGUCAAUCUCAGCGUUGCCAUAGUGGCCAUGACUGAAUUGAAAAAUAUUACAUUGGAAAACGGUACGACAAAACUCGUGAAGGAGUUUGAUUGGGACUCGAAAAUCCAAGGUUAUGUCCUGAGCUCAUUCUUCUAUGGAUAUGUAGUCACGCCACUAGUUGGAGGGUUUGCAGCAACCAAAUUUGGGGGAAGAACGGUAUUCGGUAUUGGGAUAGGAGUUACAGCCUUUCUGACCAUAAUAACACCCUUCGCUGUGAAAUCCAGCGUUUAUUUAUUUAUAGUUGUCAGAAUAUUGGAAGGCCUAUUCGAAGGAGUGACGUAUCCUAGCAUGCAUGCUGUUUGGUCCAAAUGGGCACCUCCUUUAGAAAGGAGUAAGUUGGCAAUGAUAGCAGUAUCAGGAAGUUACGUAGGAACAGUAGUUGCAAUGCCAGUAUGUUCUCUAUUAGCAACAACUCUUGGAUGGGAAAGUAUCUUUUAUGUAUUUGGAGCAUUUGGCGUAUUAUGGAGCGUACUAUGGAUGACGCUGAUCGCAGAAACUCCGGAAAACGAUUCUAGUAUUUCUCAAUACGAACUAAAAUACAUCACACAAGCUAUCAACGAGCAUAAAACCACACCACUCGAACAUAUUCCUUGGCGCUCUUUCUUCACCUCAAUGCCAGUAUGGGCUAUCAUAGUGGCGAAUUUCGUAGAAAACUGGGGUUUCUACACGACCCUCACCCAAGUACCAACUUUCAUGAAAUAUGUUUUACACUUCGAUAUGAACUCCGUGGGUUUCGUUUCUUCAUUACCAUAUCUGGCAUGCUCCAUAACAGUCCAAUUAGCGGGUCAACUCGCAGACUUCCUGAGGAGAAGGAAGAUCAUGACUACCACUGAAGUCAGAAAGUUUCUUAACUGCGGCGCUUUCGUUUUCCAAACGAUAUUCAUGCUGUUGGCCGCAUUUUUGAUGACACCUGUAGGGACGACUAUUUGCCUCACCAUCGCAAUAGGAUUCGGAGGCAUGGCAUUGGCUGGAUUCUUGGUCAAUCAUCUAGACAUCGCCCCACAGUUUGCUAGCAUUCUUUUCGGAAUCAGUAACAGUAUAGGAAGUGUUCCUGGAAUAAUCAGCCCUAUUCUGACAGGCUAUAUCGUCACUGAUACGACUAGUGCAGAUCAGUGGAGAGUUGUAUUUUAUGUGGCAUCAGCGAUCUACAUAUUUGGAACACUUUUUUAUGGAUUUUUUGCAUCUGGAGAACUACAGUCUUGGGCAUCACAUAAGGAAGAAGACGAUGAAAAACCAGAUGAUAAAAACGGCGGAGGCAAGGCCAAUUUAAGUUUUCAAACAGACACAUUUUAG